AUGUCAAACGAAGUCACUUCUAUUGGUGGUUUUAUUGUGAAAGAGUUGGUUGGGCAGGGUUCUUUUAGUGAAGUGUACACCUGCGUGCUGCCCGAUUGUAGCGACUGCCUGUUUGCUAUUAAACGACUUCUGUCGACAUGUAGCUCAAAGAAGAUAGUUAAUGAAGUUGUUUCUCUCUACUUACUUCGUGAAUGUCCCAAUACCAUUUCCUUGCUUGGUAUUACUAUGCAAAAGGAUUGUCUCAACCUUAUAUUUCCAUAUAUAGAGUCUGAUGAUUUUGAUCUUUUCAUUCAAAACUGUACAUUCAAAGACAUGCAAGACUAUAUGAAGAACCUUUUACAGGCAGUUAGCCAAGUUCAUUCCAAGGGAAUUAUUCACCGUGAUGUCAAACCUCGCAAUUUUCUGUAUUCAAAAGAGCGAAAGCGAGGCAUUCUCAUCGACUUUGGUCUCUCCGAAGUGAAGGAAGGCAUUGUAGCCGACCUCCUGGAGUCUGUGAAGGAUAAGAAAAUGGACAACGAACAUACCGAAGAAACCAAUCUCAUCAUUAGCAUUCUCUCUCAUCUCCAAAAGCCAGGCCACCGCUGCACAGUAUGCCAAGAUCCCAACUGCACAGGAUUCGCUCGAACGUCCGGAACGCCGGGAUUCCGAGCUCCAGAAGUCCUAACCAAAGUGAUUCACCAGACUUCCGCUUUGGACAUUUGGUCGUGCGGAAUCAUCUUUAUGUGCAUUCUCUCACGGAGAUAUCCUCUCUAUUACCAGAAACCGAAUCUGAACGAGUACUAUGAGCUGAUGGAGUGCUGCUCGAUUUUUGGCUCCGAGGCGGUGGUGAACGGAUUGAACGAGAUGAAUCGGCAAGUGGAGAAUAUCCCGUUUGUGCAGCCGGCACCGCUACGGGAGUUUUUUGUGCAGAGUCGAUGGGAGGAAUGGGUGGUGGACAUCUCGAUGGAUUUGUUGAUGAAGAUGCUGGAGAUUAAUCCGUCGAAGCGAAUUACGGCGGACGAAGCGUUGAAACACCCGUUCUUUUUAUUUUUGUGUGUUUGUUUGAUAUGGUUGUGGCUUUUUUUCGGUUUUGAUAUUUUGGAUCUAAAAGAGGAAGAGUCACUAUAUAAAUAUAUUUAG
This is a messenger RNA of Blastocystis hominis, 1119 nucleotides long. RefSeq lists its product as hypothetical. The transcript is spliced from 4 exons. Gene Ontology annotation, cellular component: nucleus. Lineage: Eukaryota; Bigyra; Opalinata; Blastocystidae. Gene Ontology annotation, molecular function: ATP binding; protein serine/threonine kinase activity. The record is from RefSeq and is a predicted model, not a curated record. Bases 1 to 1119 code for a protein of 372 amino acids. Gene Ontology annotation, biological process: protein phosphorylation; mitotic DNA damage checkpoint signaling.